Molecule: messenger RNA, 1122 nt
Organism: Salvia hispanica
Lineage: Eukaryota; Viridiplantae; Streptophyta; Magnoliopsida; Lamiales; Lamiaceae
Source: RefSeq, a predicted model, not a curated record
AUGUUUGGUAUUAUCUGCUCAGGCCAGUUUUACGGAUUCCAUGGUUCAAGAAGCUCCCAAUUCCAAUCAGAUAAUAAUGGGGCUGCACAACUCAAUGGCAGUCACCUAGCAAGCACGUAUUGUGCAUUGGCAAUAUUAAAGACUGUUGGCUAUGAUUUAUCUCAAAUUGACACUGAAGUAUUAUUGAAAUCAAUGAGAACUCUGCAACGGCCUAAUGGAUGUUUUAUGCCCAUUCACACUGGAGGAGAAACAGAUCUCCGCUUUGUGUUUUGUGCAGCGGCCAUUUGUUCAAUGUUGAAGAAUUGGACCGGCAUGGAUCGUGAGAAGGCUAAGGAAUUUAUUAGAAAUUGUCAGUCGUAUGACGGUGGAUUUGGACUGAUUCCAGGUGCAGAAUCUCAUGGUGGUGCCACUUAUUGUGCUGUUGCAUCUCUUAAACUGAUGGGGUUCUUGGGAGAAGAUUCACUAUCUGCAGAAGCAUCCUCUGAUGUCAUCAACGUGCCAUUGCUUCUGGAAUGGAGUUUGCAGAAGCAGGCAUUCGAAGAUGGUGGCUUCCGAGGUAGAGCGAACAAGGCAACUGAUACGUGUUACGCCUUUUGGGUGGGAGGAACUCUAAGGAUUCUACAAGCCGAUAAAUUCAUAAACGAGGAAGCAUUGCGUGGAUUUUUGCUGACUUGUCAAUAUAAGUAUGGUGGUUUCAGUAAAUUCCCGCAGAUGUUGCCAGAUAUUUACCACUCCUAUUAUGGAUUUUGCGCAUUUAGCAUGUUGAGAGAACCUGGUCUCAACCCUUUAUGCGUUGAACUGGGUAUAUCGGCUAUUGCUACAAUUGGACUUUGAGUGCUGCAUUGGCACAAGAUCAGACCCGAGUAAAGAAGUAUACCGCGAUCAGCUACACUAACAGCACCAUAACUACAACUUUCUGCAAGAAAUUUAUCCAGGUCACUGUGUUUCUUUUUCCAUUGUCUUGUUUAUAAGCCACACAUUGCUGUAUUAAGUACUACUAACUUAUAAGCUUAGUCAAACAUCUUUCUUGAAUCUUGAUACAAAUACACUUGUGAUGAACUUUGACUCGUUUUGCAAUUUAGGGUACGGUCUUUGGAAUGUCGAAAUAUGGUCGACAUGUUA